Messenger RNA from Nylanderia fulva, 1257 nucleotides. RefSeq lists its product as uncharacterized. NCBI's taxonomy places the organism in Eukaryota, Metazoa, Arthropoda, Insecta, Hymenoptera, Formicidae. The record is from RefSeq and is a predicted model, not a curated record.
GAAGAUUAUAUAGCGAGACGUUGUACGGACUUUUCAAAUGAAUUAUAUAAUCCACAGACAGAAAACCAAAAGGCGAUAGCUUACAUGAUGGCUCUUACUUACGAAUUCAACAAAGUUCAAACUUCCGCACGUUACGGCAAUUUUACUCUGUAUAAUGUACAUUGUACAGUGGGCAGAUGCGAGAAAUAACGAUGCUCAAAUGCUUCGAAAUGAAUUCGAACAAAAUAUGCAAGAAAUAAGAGAAUGGUUUCAAAAUGGGGACAUUUUCAUAGUAGAUCGAGGUUACAGAGAUGCGAUACCAUUGCUUGAAGCUAUGGGAAUCACACAUAGGAUGCCUUGUCUUCUUGAACGAGAUCAACGUCAGUUUACUACGGAACAAGCUAAUGAAUCUCGAAUAGUAACAAAGACAAGGUGGGUGGUCGAAACUCGUAACGGACAUUUAAAUUCAAUUUUUAAGUUUUUUGCUAACGUCAUUCAAAUAACUCACACAAAAAAUCUUGGGGAUUUUUUACGAAUUGCUGGUGGUAUUAUUAAUAAAUACCACCCGCCUAUUCGUAUGGAAGAAGCAAAUGCAGAGUUAGCAAGAGAACUUUUACAACAAUCAAGGCAAGUAAAUGUUGUACAAGAGCGUGUGGAUGCAGAAAAUCUAAGAGUUUUGAGAGCUAACUGGAAUCGUCUCAAUAUCACCAGCAUGUCCGUAACUUCCCCUGCUUACCUUAGACUAUUUACGAGAAUUGACAGUUGGCACUUAUCAAGUGAAUUUAGCUCCGUCUUACGUUCAAGAUAAACUCCAACGAGACGAGCAGGAAGAGUUUCAAAUCGAUGUUCACUUUGAUAAGCCAUCAUUGAUUAGAGUUAGAGUAUAUUCGCGUUACCGUAAUGCAACUAAACACCAACUCUGGAUUUCUUAUAAUGGAGAAUGAUAAUGAUAACGAUAACGUAGAACCAAUAACAGAUUACUAUUGUACAUGUCAAGCAGGUGCUCGAACAUUGGGGAUAUGUGCGCAUGUUGCAAGUGUUCUUUGGUUUUUGAGAUACGCACGACAUCAACAGUGUAUUAAAUAUCCUUCCACACAACUAUUGCAAUCUGUUCAAGAUGCUGCUCAUAGACCUCAUCAGCAAGACCUUAACCAUAACAUAGAAUAAAGAACGGAUAAAUUGAAUCUCACAACAGAAGAUAUAACUAACGAUCUAUUAAGGUGAUGCCGGAACGUUGGCCGAACUCCGACGGGUUAGCACCACACAUAUCUAAACAUA